UUCAAAGUAUUUUUAUCGUAAUUUAUUUUUGGCUUAGCAUUUCGAUUCAACUUGACUGUUUUUAUACUAAAAUGACAUCUGUUUCUUCCACUAUUCCUUUCACCACUCUUGGAAACUCGGGUUUGAAGAUUUCCAAGGUUAUCGUUGGGUGCAUGUCUUUUGGCAAAAAAUCUUGGGCACCCUGGGUUGUUGAAGAUGAGGAAGAGUGUUUAGGAAUUCUUAAAAGGUGUUAUGAUUUAGGAAUGAGAACAUUUGACACAGCUGACAUGUACAGCCAUGGCUACUCUGAGAUCAUUUUGGGAAAAUUUAUUAAAAAAUACAAUAUUAAAAGAGACAGGAUUGUUAUCAUGACAAAAGUUUUCCAUCCUGUAGAUGCCGAGGAUCCAAAUUUCUCUGUUUGGAAUCACAAUCAAACUGAUUACAUGAAUUCAAAGGGAUUAUCAAGAAAACAUAUUUUUGAUGCAAUUAAGAACUCAAUGGAAAGAUUAGGAACCUAUAUUGAUGUCUAUCAAAUCCAUAGACUAGAUCAUUCAACACCCCCAGAAGAAAUCAUGAAGGCCCUAAAUGAUUGUAUUGAACAAGGUUAUACAAGAUAUAUUGGUGCUUCAUCAAUGAAGACAUACGAGUUCCAAGCUCUACAAAAUAUUGCAGAAAAAAAUAAUUGGUUCAAAUUUAUUUCAAUGCAAAAUUUAUAUAAUCUAUUAUAUAGAGAAGAAGAGAGAGAAAUGAUUCCAUAUUGUAACAAGUUCAAUGUUGGUGUUAUUCCUUGGUCACCUAAUGCAAGAGGCUUACUUGCCAGGCCAUUAAAAACAGAAAAAUCUCAAGAGCAACUUCAAAAACUAUCAAAUUUAUUAGGUUUGGUUCCUUUUGGCAAAAAUGAUGAAGAUAUCAUCAAUAGAGUUGAAGAGCUAUCUCGAAAGAAAAAUUGUUCAAUGGCUCAAAUUGCAUUGGCUUGGUUGAUUUCAAAGAAUACUUGCCCAAUUGUCGGAAUGGGAUCGAUUGAAAGAAUUGAAGAUACUGCCAAAGCUUUUAAUUUGGAAUUGACCGAUGAGGAAAUUUCAUAUCUAGAAGAAUUAUAUAGUCCAAAAUUUGCUCAUAUUUAGAUAAUUAAAUUUUAAAACCAAAUUUUGAUUGACAGUAUCUAAUCCCAGCUGCCCCCUUUUCAUCGUACUCUUCUUUACUUAUGUACACUUUAUUGAUUAAAUCGUGGUUUUUAACCAAUUCAUUCAUACUUUGCCAACUGUAAAUUGAAGGAUCUUCAGAGAUUGCAACUUUAACAUCCCAAUCAAUUGGUAACACUUGAUUUAACUCUUUGAUUAAUCUUUGUUUGAAUCCCUUUAGCUUAAAAUUUCCUCCAACACAAACUAUAUUGCUAACUAAUAAAGGUCGCACCAAUUCAGGAACCGAUUGAAUACAGUCAUGUAUUGUUUUAAUUAAUCCACAUUUAUUUCUAAUACCACAAAUCUCAGGAUCAAAAAUUGUUUCAGGGACAGAAAACCUUUCGUCAUAUAAUUUCAAAAUCUGACAAUCCUCAUCGGGAUUAAUACCCUUUUCAAAAAGCUCUUUUUUUUUAGAAUUCGUCAAUACAAA
Messenger RNA from Ascoidea rubescens DSM 1968, 1590 nucleotides. RefSeq names its product aldo/keto reductase. The record is from RefSeq and is a predicted model, not a curated record. Bases 72 to 1103 code for a protein of 343 amino acids. Lineage: Eukaryota; Fungi; Ascomycota; Saccharomycetes; Ascoideales; Ascoideaceae. The transcript has a single exon.